AUGAGUCUGUCAUAUAUAUCUAUAGCUGAACUCCAGCUUAUUACUCUAAAUGAAAUAAGGUUAUUAUACUGCAGUGUUGGAGAGGGAGAGUUUGACCAUGCUCUUCUCUCUGGGACAUCACAAUGCUUUGAAAACUACCAAGGGACCAGAUUUUAUGGUAUUGCUGGUGUCCCCCACGGCACAUGGGCAGUCAUCCAUCGAAAACUGAUUCCAUUGUUAAAGUCUCUGGUUCAGACACUGGAGGAAAACAAAAGGCGUGAUAGGUCACUUGAGACACUGAUUCUUCAAUCAAGUAAAGGAUACUCCUCAAGAAGCACCUUAAAGGCAUCUACAGCUCAGUCUGAGGCAUUCAGGACUGCAGAAAGCCAGGAAAUUGCUCCAACUGCCACACUGUCACCUGUGCUGCCCUCUUUUUUCUUACCAGGGGGAUCCCAUGUACAGCAAGAAAUUCUGACAAGGUUAUUUUUAGAAAAGCAUGCCAGUGAAUUGGUGCAUUUAGAGCUGUCCUUAAUGACGGAAGAAAUAAACAUGAUCUGCUACUUUUAUGAAUCAGCCAAAGAUAAGGAAGAAUGUAAAGAAAAUUGGGUGAGACUGGUGCUGAGUAAGCUCGAAGUUUUCAUUCAGAGUAUGAGAAAUGAGAGUUUUCUUAUUUCCUUUCUGAGUGGCUUUCAUUUUUUUCACAUCAGAUGACAGAGGUAGAAUAUCUCCC
Molecule: messenger RNA, 709 nt
Organism: Chelonia mydas (Green sea turtle)
Lineage: Eukaryota; Metazoa; Chordata; Testudines; Cheloniidae
Exons: 4
Coding region: 1-690 (229 amino acids)
Source: RefSeq, a predicted model, not a curated record